Brugia malayi is the source of this 498-nucleotide messenger RNA. RefSeq lists its product as hypothetical. Lineage: Eukaryota; Metazoa; Nematoda; Chromadorea; Rhabditida; Onchocercidae. The transcript is spliced from 5 exons. The record is from RefSeq and is a predicted model, not a curated record. Bases 1 to 498 code for a protein of 165 amino acids.
AUGGUUCUGAAACUUGCAAUACUGGUUACUGUUGUCCUGUACACCUGCAGUCUGAGAGCAUUAACUGUUAAUGAAUUUCAAUUAGUAACAUGUCAACAAUUAAAAGCAAUAAAAAACGGUUACAUUGGUUACGAGCUGAAAGAUGGUGCAAUGCGUGGUGUAGGUAGCAUCGCUUACCUGGCAUGUCACGCUUAUCAUGAUCUUCAUGGUAAUAAUGUCACCAAAUGCGGUAUUGAUGGAACAUGGCGACCAAAGCUUGGUGUUUGCCAAUUGAAGCCAGAGUACGAUGAAAACUUUUGUAAACCGUAUGAAUCCGACGGACAACCAUUAUUGAAAUACAAACCAUCACCAAAGAUUAAUCUUGGUACCAUAAUAACCGUUGUAUGUCGACCUGGACAACGUCUUUUUGGUAAUGCAAAAUCUAAAUGCACAGGUGGUAUAUGGAAGCCAACUUUGGGAAAAUGCGUUGAUAAGGAUAAAAUAACAACAAUUGAAUAG